This is a messenger RNA of Cololabis saira (Pacific saury), 3288 nucleotides long. RefSeq names its product protein associated with LIN7 1, MAGUK p55 family member b (gene pals1b). Gene Ontology annotation, cellular component: plasma membrane; adherens junction. Bases 411 to 2360 code for a protein of 649 amino acids. Gene Ontology annotation, biological process: protein localization to plasma membrane; establishment or maintenance of polarity of embryonic epithelium; morphogenesis of an epithelial sheet. Lineage: Eukaryota; Metazoa; Chordata; Actinopteri; Beloniformes; Belonidae. Gene Ontology annotation, molecular function: protein binding. The record is from RefSeq and is a predicted model, not a curated record. The transcript is spliced from 14 exons.
GUGGCCGACAGGGGGCGCUGCGGAGCCGCAGUGUUGCCAGGGAGACGGCUGAAAACAACUGCAGUUCCACCAGCACAAAUGGCUACAAGUGACUGAACUACAGCGGCUGAGAGCGCUCCUGUAAACACUUGGAAAGAAGCCGUGCCUUCCCCUGUGCGUCUCCGAGUGACCAGCAUACUUGUUCUCUGGACGUUGGAUCGUAAAACAGUAAUUUUCAGGUAGCAGGACCCAAUCUGCGGGUUAUUUUUGGAAGCGGAUGAGAGAUCACAGAAGCAGCACAAAAAACAGCACCCCACACUGGCAUGCUAUGACCCCUGCAUUGAAAACGGCUCUGCUAUACUUCCUCGUUCCGCUCCAGCAGACCUCAGCAAACACUGGGGUGGUUUGAGCCGUAUGCUGCUGCAACAGGGAUGAUUACAUCCCAUAUGAACGGUUAUGUUCAAGAGGCCUCCGGUCAGGCCGUGAGCCACAGAGAGAGGGCCGUGGACUGUCCAGGGGAGGAAGGUACCCUUGUCAAAUCUUCACACUGCACUGACCACAUGGAGAGGAUUCAGUAUUACCAAGAGGAGCUGAGGAACAGGAAAGAGGGGGACAGCAAGGGGAAGCAUGACAUCGACCCCAAUGCUUCUCUCAGGCUAAAGAAGCUGUCGCAGAACCCGAAGGUCGGCAUUGACAACCCCACCUUUGAGGGGAAGGAAAAGGCUACUAUAGACACAAGCAUGGAUCCUGUCAUCGGCCUGGAGGACUUACUGCAGGCUCUGAAGUGGGCGCAACACUGCUUGAAUGAUGCUCAGAGCCAGCAGGAUGUGGAUGUGAUAAUGCAGCUCCUUACCAAUGAAGAAUUCAGGACUGCCUACACCAUCUACACCGCUGUGUCCCAACAGAUGCACAGAGUUAGUCCCACCUCACCCCUCACAGCACAAGCACAGGACCUCUGCCAGGAGGUUCAGAGGAUUCUCCAGUCAAGCCAGCAAAAGGAGGGUUUGGAGCUCAGAGCCCUGCUCACCAAUCCUCAUCUCCAGGCACUGAUGCAGGCUCAUGACAGUGUGGCAGUGCAAGAAAUGACUGAGGAAAAUGUGACCCAGUACCUUGGAGAGACGGUUAAAUUAGUGCGGCUGGAAAAGGCCAGAGACACGCCACUGGGUGCAACGGUACGAAACGACAUGGACGGCGUGGUGGUGAGUCGCGUGGUUAAAGGUGGAGCCGCGGAGAGGAGUGGCCUCCUCAGCGAAGGAGACGAGAUCCUGGAGAUCAAUGGGAUUACUAUUCGAGGGAAACACAUCAAUGAAGUGCAUGACCUGCUGCAACAAAUGCAGGGCACUCUGACGUUCCUCCUCAUCCCAAGCGCUCAGGUUAGGCCAGCCCCUCAUAGACAGACUGUGAUGCACGUACGGGCUUACUUUGACUAUGACCCCUCUGACGACGGCUUCGUGCCGUGUCGAGAGCUCGGCCUGUCCUUCCAGAAGGGGGACAUCCUUCACGUCAUUAGCCAGGAUGACCCCAACUGGUGGCAGGCGUACAGGGAUGGAGACGAGGACAACCAGCCCCUGGCUGGACUCAUUCCAGGUAAAAGUUUCCAACAACAGAGGGAGACCCUGAAGAAAACUGUUACAGACAACAGUCGGGACCAGCAGGGGAAGCUGUGGUCUUCAAAGAAGAGCAAAAAACAGAAGAAGAAGAACAUAUCAAACUUCAACCGAAAUGCCGACUACGAUGACAUCCUGACCUAUGAGGAGAUGUCCCUCUACCACCAGCCCGCUAAUCGCAAACGCCCCAUCGCUCUGAUUGGUCCAGCAAACUGCGGUCACGACGAGCUGCGGCGGAGGCUCCUGUCGGCAGAACCAGACAAGUUCGCCGUUGCCGUUCCACACACGACCAGGAAUCCCAGAAUACAUGAACGCAACGGACGCGACUACCACUUUGUGGGUCGCUCUGCCUUUGAAACAGACUUGUCGGCAGGGAAGUUCAUCGAAUCGGGAGAGUAUGAGAAGAACCUGUACGGCACCAGCACGGACUCUGUCCGGCACAUCAUCAACUCUGGACGCAUUUGUUUGCUCUGCUUACACACAAGGUCACUCCGGCUGUUAAGGUCCUCCAACCUCAAACCAUAUGUCAUCUUCAUCGCUCCUCCUUCUCAAGAACGACUACGCACCCUGCUGGUCGCAGAAGGGAAGACACCAAAGCCAGAAGAACUGAAGGAGGUGAUUGAAAAGGCCCGCGAAAUGGAGCACAAUUUCGGCCACUUCUUCGAUGCAACCAUCCUGAACACAGAUCCGAACCAGGCUUUCCAGGAGCUUCGCCGGUUGAUAGAUAAACUGGACACUGAGCCACAGUGGGUGCCCACGUCCUGGCUGUGCUAGAGGGCUGUCGCAUCUCAGCGCAAGACAUCUCAGGGUAGAAGAGAGGAAACCGAGGAGCAGAACUGAAGACAGCUGCGUGGACAGUGCUUAAAUGUCACUGAAUUUCCACUUGCACAUUUUCCUCAUUUGUAGAGGAGGUGAUUGUUGCCGCACGCUGCAGGGAUGGACUCAGUCUUUUCUUUUCUCUAUUUUUUCGGUAUGUGUCUUUAAUGCAUUUUUUUUUUUUUUUCAUGAAGGUACAUUGAUCGCAGUUUUAUGCAAAAUCAUUUAUUUGACAUAUAGAAAUAUUUCUAUCGUAUUCUUAAUAGAUAUUUAUAAUUGUAAAUAUGUAUUUACUAGAAAGAUUGGUAAAAUAUUUUAUUGUUACAUUCGGGUGUAUCGCGUGGAAAUGGUACGUUCAGCUGGGAGAGUGUUAGCCUGGCCAGACUUAUUUUGUUAAAUGGGUCAAAGUCAAAUCCAGAGGAGUCCAACUUUAUUUUAUUUUUUUUGUAUUGAUGUAGAGAAGGAUUUGAAUGACUGGCCAGGCUAGGAAAGAGCGUUACGGGUGGGUUUCCUGAUAAAGCAGCAAACCAAAAAUCCUCUUCAGGUAACAAACUGAAGUCUAGCUUUAGUGCUUUAAGUGCAACGUCUUCCAUUCAGAGGUACAAGUGAGAAAUCUGCUGUGAACUGCACAGAUUUGAGCUAAAUUCAACACCAGUGUCAGUAUUAUGUUGUGUUUAUGCUGCGAUUGCAGCCACCUCUGAUUAUCUGGGGGAGGGGGGAUGUUGUGACUGUUGUUGUGCAAAGAAUUGUUUUCUACCAGUGUUACUAUGAAAAAGACAUAUCAUUUAGUCUUAAAUCCAACAAAUGCUGUAUUGCUUCUUUUGUUGCAAGGAACUUAGUAAAUUAUGAACACAAUUUUCCAAAAGCACUAAUAAAAAUAAACGUG